CGCCCCUCAGAGCCCUCAGCGCCCUCAGCGCGGCAUGGCUGAGGCGGCUGGCGGCGGCUGUGGCUCCGAGCCUGGCCUGGCUUCGGCGCCGGGCAGCGCCAGCGACACCUCCCUCCUGGGUGGCGCCACAGUGUGGCCCUUGAAGCGCUACGGUCGCUUCCUCCCCCCUAAGGACGGUGACGAUGAGCGGCAAAACACCUCUUGGAAGGUGUUUGAAUCAAAUGAAGAAUCAGGCCCUCUUGUCCUUACCAUUGUGGAGUCUGGCCAUUUCUUUAUUUCCCAAGAGCGAACAGUGCUGGAAGGCUUUUCCCUGAUCGAUUCCCACAAGUGGCUGAAGAUAGUGAGGAGAGCAGAGUGCCUGCUGCUCCGGGCACAGGCCAAGAACGAGUGCCGCAUGUUCCGUGUGCAGUUCGGAGGGAGCUCCAAGGAGGAGGUGCAGGAGCACUGCUGCAGCUGUGUCCAGAAACUCAGCGAGUACAUCCCGGUGCAGGGGGCUGAGGAACAGAGCCAGCAGCUCUGCCACACCAGCCAGGACACCCAGGGCAUGGACAUUGAGCACGCACCAGAUGAGCCUCUCCCAGACUCCUGCACAAGCCUUGGAGAAAGAAGAUCUGUAGCACAGCUCGCACAGUCGGUGCUGCGGCAGCGGCCGGAGCUGCCCCCGGCAUUGCCGCACCCAGCCUGGAGCGCCCGGGAGCUGGGGCCCUUCAUCCGCCUCUGCCUCAUGGACCAGCACUUCCCAGCCUUCGUGGAGGACGUGGAGAGGGAACUGCACAGGCUCGCCGAGGAGUGAGGCACGCCCGGCACUCCGUGGGGAGCGCACGGCUCCGGCCAUUAAAGGUUGAAAAACAAGGCCUACAGCGGUUUUUGUCGGUGUUUUAUUUUUAAAAACAGGUGAAUCCACUUUUUAUACAUCAUUGCACUUCAACAAAUACACAGAACACGAGUUCAUGCAGCUACAGUUACGCACAUCAUGAGAACCCUGGUAGGUCUAUUUCUACAAUCUUUAAAUCAAGAGAAAUUACAGUGUCAAACUAAAGAGGAAUAACUAGUUGCAUAGAAUAUCACCAUGCUGUAACAUUUCAUCAUUAAAA
Molecule: messenger RNA, 1094 nt
Organism: Parus major (Great Tit)
Lineage: Eukaryota; Metazoa; Chordata; Aves; Passeriformes; Paridae
Gene: REC114
Product: REC114 meiotic recombination protein
Exons: 6
Coding region: 35-793 (252 amino acids)
Source: RefSeq, a predicted model, not a curated record